This is a messenger RNA of Boeremia exigua, 1068 nucleotides long. Its product is annotated as Methylthioribulose-1-phosphate dehydratase. Gene Ontology annotation, cellular component: cytoplasm. The transcript has 5 exons. Lineage: Eukaryota; Fungi; Ascomycota; Dothideomycetes; Pleosporales; Didymellaceae. Bases 141 to 839 code for a protein of 232 amino acids. The record is from RefSeq and is a predicted model, not a curated record. Gene Ontology annotation, molecular function: metal ion binding; methylthioribulose 1-phosphate dehydratase activity.
CUUUUACAUGUGAUGGUGGAGAGUCCGACUACCCCGCGGUGGGCACCACGGACCACGUGGGGUCGCGACUGCCCGCCAUCGCGUCAUUGCUCCAAAAAGUUUUGAACCUCGUGAAGCACUUCAAUCACACCAAAUUCAUCAUGUCGGCCAAUUCUCACGAUGCAGAAGCCCUCAUUCGCUCCGAAGAUCCACACCACCCUGCAAACCACAUCUGCACGCUUUGCGCGCACUUCUACACCUUAGGAUGGGUCACAGGUACAGGAGGAGGAACCAGCAUUCGCCAUGAAGACAAGAUCUACAUUGCACCCAGCGGUGUGCAGAAAGAGCUCAUGAAGCCAACGGACAUGUUCGUGAUGGACUUCAACAGCAAGGAAUACCUCCGGAGACCACAGGUUCUUAAACCCUCCGCCUGCACUCCCCUCUUCAUGGCUGCCUUCGAGCGUGGCGCUGGCUGCUGCAUACACACACACUCGCAGUGGGCUGUCCUUGUCACGCUGCUCGUCGAACGCGACUUUGGCAAAGAUGCUUGUUUUGAAAUUGAGGAGAUCGAGCAGAUCAAGGGCAUCCCAAAGGGGCGUGGCAAGCAGGGCAAUCUGGGGUACUACGAUAGGUUGAGGAUACCGAUCAUUGAGAACACCGCGCACGAGGAGGAUUUGAGGGAGAGUUUGGAGGAGGCGAUGGAGAAGUACCCAGAUUCAUACGCGAUCUUGGUCAGGAGACACGGGAUAUACGUCUGGGGCGAUAACGUCCACAAGGCGAAGACUCAGUGCGAAAGCAUUGAUUACAUUCUGCAGCUGGCUGUUGAGAUGCACAAGUUGGGUCUGAAGUGGACAAAGUAAGGAGAUAAGCGUCGACUACGUGCGGAUUUCCACUAGGAACACGGAGGAUCAAUGACUACAAUCCUUGUUGGUUGUUCCAGCCAGAUCUACUUUUGACCAUGUGUAGCGAGUGGUGUGACUCAAGGCAUCCAGGCAACUGUUGGAAACGAAUGCGAAGUACAGUACAGCUAAAACGUGAUCUCGCGUGUGGCACGCGCAACCCCGACGCGCCUGGUUGGCUGCGACCGAG